This is a messenger RNA of Dioscorea cayenensis subsp. rotundata (Guinea yam), 800 nucleotides long. RefSeq lists its product as uncharacterized. The record is from RefSeq and is a predicted model, not a curated record. Bases 52 to 555 code for a protein of 167 amino acids. The transcript has 4 exons. Lineage: Eukaryota; Viridiplantae; Streptophyta; Magnoliopsida; Dioscoreales; Dioscoreaceae.
CAGACUCAGAGUCAGAGCUCGAGAGAGAGAGAGAGAGAGAGAGAGAGAGAGAUGGCGGCAAUGGCGAGACCCGAUCGGAGCGACGCGCACUUGCCGCCGGAGCAGGAGGCGAAGAUAGAGGAGGAGACGCGCGAGUACUUCGAGGGCAUCGCCCCCAAGCGCCACACCAAACCCUCCAGAAGCGAGUAUUCCUCGGUCUACUCUGAUGCCCUCCAACCCUCCGAUCAGACUUCUAUCCCUGAGCUCGAUAAGCUCCGCGAGCUCGAAUCUCAUCCUCAGAAAUUGGUUUAUAAUGGGACUGAGCCUUCGGAGGAGUACGUGGAGACGGAGUACUACACGGAUCUCAAUGGAGUUGACAAGGAGCACCACACGCAGACUGGAACAGGUUUCAUCAAGAUGGAGAAAUCAAACGACAGCUGCUUUGAGUUAACACCAACUUCUGAUGUUACUGAUGGUCAUAAAUCCUCCAUGUGUAAUCCUGCAACAAAUGAAUGGAUUCCUUCUGCUGAGUCGGUGAUCCCUGUUUCAAACAAACCACAUCGGAGUGAUGCCUGAGAACCAGCAGCAUUUGGUCACAGUUUGAGAUCUCAUUGGCAAUAACAUAUCAUUGUGUUCGCUUCAUUGUUUGCUCCUUAAAAGUUGUCUACCUGGUCAUUUUUAAUGUGUUUCUCUUGGAAUGUUUGCUCAGACAGCAGACUCUCUCUCUCUCUUUCUCGUCUAUUUAAAUUCCACGCGGUGUAUAUCAGACUUCAUUGUUGUCUAAUCUAAUUCCCAUCAAGUUUAUGCUCUGUUUAGAUUUA